AUGGUAGCCAACUACGUGUCUCAACUGUUGUUCGCUUUCUUGUACUUGACAGAAUUGGCUCAGUGCCUCACCCCAGCACAAUGGAGAAGCCAAUCAAUUUAUCAAGUCUUUACCGAUCGUUUUGCGAGGACUGAUGGGUCGACAACUGCUUCUUGUGAUGUCAACAAGUACUGCGGCGGCACGUUCCAGGGCAUCAUCAAGCAGUUGGAUUAUAUCCAGAACAUGGGCUUCACUGCGGUUCGUAUUCAUAAACCUGAUUCAUAA
Messenger RNA from Aureobasidium uvarum, 264 nucleotides. Lineage: Eukaryota; Fungi; Ascomycota; Dothideomycetes; Dothideales; Saccotheciaceae. The record is from the annotation of a GenBank genome assembly.